AUGACGUCGAUGAUAGCUAAUAGGGCUAACAAACCGACAAUAGACAGAGAAACCGAAAAUAAAUGCAACAAGGUUGACGAAGCUGCAAGCAAACAAGAUGAAAAGAUAACGUUAGCAAGCCCAUCCUGGUUGGAAAAGACUGCUAAUAGUUAUAGAGCUUCACUACACAACGAACAAUUGGGACAUAACCCUCGAAUAGAUAGCAUAAAGUUAAUGCAAGUUACAAGCGAACAAGAUGAAGCGAUAGCAUUAGUAAUCCCGUCCAUUUUGGAAAGGACUACUAACCAUGUCCAAGGUUCGCCAUCCAGCAACCUAUCAAAAGAGGAACCAGAAAUAGAUUGGACAAAUUUGAUGCAAGCUGUAAGCAAACAUGAUGAAAAGAUAACAUUAGUAACCCCAUCCUGGUUAGAAAGGACGGCUAACAAUUCCGCCGAUUUGCCACCGAAUGAACAAUCAGAAGAGAAAGCUGAAAUAAAUGAGAUCGGGUUGAUGCAAGAUGCUAGGAAAGAAGAAGAUAAAAUGAUAACAUUGGGACCUCCAUCCUGGUUGAGAAAGAAGACUACUAACCAUUCCAGAGGUUCACCACAGACCGAACAAUCCAAGGAGAAACCUGAAAUGAAUGCGACAAAGUUUAUAAAUGCUACAAGCAAGCAAGAUACAGUGAUAACAUCAGAGAUAAAAAGGGCCGCUAACAAUUCUGAAGGUUCGCAACCAACCGAAAAAUCAAAAGAGAAACCCUAUAUAAAUGCGGUUUAUUUUACGGGACCUGCAAGGAAAGAAGAUAAAACGAUAACAUCAGGACCUCCAUCCCGAUGGAGAAAGAAGACUGCCAACAAUUCCAAAGGUUGGUCACGGAUCAAACAAUCAAAAGAAAAACCUUAA
Molecule: messenger RNA, 882 nt
Organism: Trichoplax adhaerens
Lineage: Eukaryota; Metazoa; Placozoa; Uniplacotomia; Trichoplacea; Trichoplacidae
Exons: 1
Coding region: 1-882 (293 amino acids)
Source: RefSeq, a predicted model, not a curated record